UAUNCAAAGAAUCUAAAUUUGAUGGAAUGGGACAAACUUUGGUCUAUUAAUAAAAGAAUAAUUGAUCCUGUGUGCCCUAGACACACGGCUGUAAUUGCAGAGCGUCGUGUACUAUUUACCUUAACGGAUGGACCUGAUGAGCCGUUUGUUCGCAUGAUACCAAAGCACAAGAAAUUCGAAGGUGCUGGAGAAAAGGCAACCACUUUCACCAAGAGCAUUUGGAUGGAGGAAGUUGAUGCGAGUGCGAUAUCUGUUGGUGAGGAAGUAACUUUGAUGGAUUGGGGAAAUGCCAUUGUAAAGGAAAUCACAAAGGACGAGGAGGGUCAUGUCACUGCGUUAUCUGGCGUUCUGAAUCUCCAAGGAUCUGUAAAGACUACAAAGCUGAAGCUCACAUGGCUUCCUGACACCAAUGAAUUGGUUAAUCUCACAUUAACAGAGUUUGAUUAUCUAAUCACCAAGAAGAAGCUGGAAGAUGAUGAUGAAGUUGCUGACUUUGUGAAUCCUAACACUAAGAAGGAAACAUUGGCACUUGGUGAUUCGAAUAUGAGGAAUCUGAAAUGUGGAGAUGUGAUUCAGCUUGAGAGGAAAGGCUAUUUCAGAUGUGAUGUGCCUUUUGUCAAAUCGUCUAAGCCCAUUGUCCUAUUCUCUAUUCCAGAUGGUAGAGCGGCUAAGUGAUGAAUGAAACGUGGCACAGAAGAAAAAAAAAUACUCUAUUUUUGAUUUUCCCAUUUUAUGAACAUUUGUGUUGAGAAAUUUGCUCGUUAGGGUUUUAAGACAAUGAAAACAGAGCUUUUAUCAGUUCUUUGCUUAAAUUUUUCAUCUCA
Messenger RNA from Camelina sativa (false flax), 824 nucleotides. Lineage: Eukaryota; Viridiplantae; Streptophyta; Magnoliopsida; Brassicales; Brassicaceae. The record is from RefSeq and is a predicted model, not a curated record.